This is a messenger RNA of [Torrubiella] hemipterigena, 3845 nucleotides long. Lineage: Eukaryota; Fungi; Ascomycota; Sordariomycetes; Hypocreales; Clavicipitaceae. The record is from the annotation of a GenBank genome assembly.
GCCACCACCAGCACCCGACUAUAAAUACUCGCCGCCUCCCACCACCCUCUUCCAUCGUUUCUCCCCCCUUCUACCCAUCGUCUGCCAAAUUUACCCAUUUGCACAUUAUUUCUUCCAUUCGUUUCUUUACUCAUAUCGGCUCUAUACUAGAAGCGUUUGUGACAUUGGCAACGCAUUGUUUCUUUGUCUAUCAUACUCUACACUGGGCACUUACACUUACACAUAUCACGGUGGUCUUUGCGUUAUUCCACCAAGAUCACAUAUUCAUACACAUUUCCGCUCCGUUUGCACUCCAUUGUCUCUUCUUUACGCCCCUUGGAUGAACCAAAGACUCUUAUAUCAUGGCGAGAGCGCCUCCUGCCCAUCCCCGUGACACGUCACGGUCGUCCUCCAACCGGGAUAACAGUGAAAGCUCCCACUCCCGCGCCAAAAGAAGCCCCAAGCCUCUGGACAGUUCAUACAAACCUCGCAAGCGCAGCAGACUCUCUGUUGGCGCUCCUGAGCCUGGUAGCAGUUAUCAGUGGGCGAGCUCUUCGGCACAGCCGAUGACGCCACUGACCCCCCAUGGCCACAGUCAAUCACCUGGGUAUCAGCCGCGAGCAUUUCCCGAAGAAUAUAUGCCUUAUCCACAGGAUAUUGGCGAAUCUGAGCAGCAGGUUUAUGUCCAGCCGUUUUCCCAGGGUAUGGAAGCGGAUGGAAUCGCCACGGGGCGAGAUCCAACCAAGGCUGGCUUCACCUCCAUCGGGUCCUGGUGCGAGCCAGACUCAUCCGAUAGACACAGACGCGAAACACCAACCAUUUUGCCAGCCCAAACGCCGUCCGUGUCGUCUCGACGAGAGGGCCUGCUCAGCCCGUCACCUGAGCCGCCUUCACCGAGACCAGGGCUCCUGUCCCACCGGUAUCACUUCCACCAUGAAGGGGAGAGCGAGCAGGACAGGAUCAAUAAGACUUGGUACCUCGAGGGCCGAGCAAAAAUGGACUCUCAGCUGGCAAACGCCAUGGAAUACAUUAAUGCCAUGAGGUUGACUGCCCAACAAAAGCAGCCGAAAUAAAAAUUGGCAAACGCGGCUUCACUGGAUCAAUUGUCCAGAUUGUGCUUUUUCUGCUGUUUUUUCUUGAUUUUUUCUUUAUUCACUUUUCGUUCGGGGCGUUCUUCUUUUCUCGCCAGCGGGCUGGUUCGACUAUAGACUGGAUAGACUUGGGUUAAUGCGUUUGCUUGUACUGUAUUCUCACCGCUGCAAUAAUAUUGACUGAUUGGCUUUUUUUUCUUUUUGUUGAGAAUUGUCGCUUUCUCUUUUGUUACCAGGGACCAGGGAGUUGCCCUGGGCAGAGGCCUCCUCCUUCCGGCGAGCUCGGUGGCUCUUGUGAGCCCGCCUGCAGAACACAGACAGCCUUGGGGAACGCCUGACGACGCAACGUGCAGCUGGUACCCCCAGACGUCAGUGUAGAGCAAAACCUGUCUCCGCCUCCCUUCAUCUCCCUUCAAUGAACAGCACAAAAAGUAACCGGAGUAAUCGUGGGCUGUAUAUGCCGUAGAAGUAAAUGGAAAGCCAGCAGCAACAUGGGCCGUGGAGGUUACGACUCGACUGGCGUGGGGGAUUUGCAGGUGCCCGCCAGCUGGCGGCGAGGCGGACACCUGGCGCGCGAACCUGCCUGCCAAAAGGCCUGAGGCAUCUAUGCAUCAGCCUUAAGAUCUCUGCAGUGUGCAGGAGAUCAGGUGAUGGCUAGGUUUUUUUUUUCGUUUUUGUGCUUCCCCUUGGCCACAAAGGUCAGAGAAUCGCCGUGCCCGCCUCUAUUUUACGCUGAAGCUACUGGAUACGAGGUUCAAUGCCGCCUUUGUAGCCUGCCACUGUGCCUUUGUCUCCUAGGCCCUUGACGGAACGGUCCGCCUAAUGGUUUGGCAAGCCGUUAGUGGAGUCUGCCCUAACAGGCUGGCCGGGAUUGUUGCGAUCAACUGCCGAAGCCCAUGAAACGGUCCAGAACCAGACGACCUCAGGGAUGUUUAUCCGCUCGUAGAUGGAAGAAAAAAAGGGUCUAGAAUAAGGCAUGUUUGCGACUAGAAUACGAGGUAUUGAGUCUAUUUUUUUUGUCUUUGAUUUCUUUGAAAAGAGAAAGAAAUGGAGCUGAAUUAUGCUAUAGGAUGCUAUAUGCCGUGUCUAUCAAUUGCAAGUGUAUGGCCGCUCACCAUCACAAGGAGUUGCAAAAUUAUAUAUACAAAAUUUCGUAAUGAAAUACAAAAACAAAUUCUAUAUCGGCUUGGAAGUCUGCAUUGUUUCCUUGAGCCGUGGAAUUAUGGAUUGCUGAGAAUGCCUGCCGCUGCUGUCUCAUCGCGACUUUGCUUGAGGAAAGCUACCAGUGGAGUGCCACCAGUGCCAGUCAACUCCUCGCUGCUCGCCGAUUUGGAGGAAGAACUGGCAAGAUUUUGAAGUGAUUUGCCUGUCCAAGGCUGUUUGGAAGGCAAAAUAAUGUACCGAGUAACGAUCUGGAUAUGCUUGUUGCGAAAGUUGGUCAAGGUGUCCGUGGCCGCCGUGAAGGCAUCGCGCAGGAUUUGCUGGUCUGGUGUAACAUCGGGUGAGGUAGACAUGGCAAACUCUCGAAUACUUCCAAGCUGCUCAACAUACACCAAGAAGCGACGGUGAGGUCCUGGCAUGUAGUCGCGCACCUCCCUGUGGAAAUUGGGGGCACCGUGGCUAGUGUGUUCGACGCCGAGAAUAACGUCAAAGAACUGAAUAAGUGAGCUCUGUCCAUUGCUACCACCACGAAGCUGUUUCCAUUCGCCCUUGCCACUACCCUCGUCGUAAAAUACGCCGCGAGGUAGACCAGCAUUGCCCAUGUUCUUGCUUCCCGCCAGAAAAGGGCGGAUACGAUGGUAAAAAGUCAUGGGAUCACACUUCUCGUACAUUCUCUCCAGAAGACGGCCGACCUUCUCGAUGCAUUCGCGUAAUUGGUAAAGAGCAUCCGUGAUGAGUGCAUAGUCUCUGGUCUUGAUAGCGUGGACGGCGCGGACCAUGACGUCCAGGAUACCUGCAGCCUUGGCCUCCAUGGCGGCGGAAAUGAGUAGGAACCAUGAUUCGGAUUCGGUACCAGUAAAAGAAAACAGUGUCUGCAGGUUGUCUAUUUCGGAAAAGUCAUUGGAGGUAGAAGUAAAGUUCCAAAGGUUGGCGCCAGCGUAUGUGAGGACUGGAGGAAGCUCGACAUGUUCCGAGACGCGCAGAAACGGAACGCUGAUUUGAGGCGGCAGGAUUUCUUCUGGCUUAUCACCCCCCCAGACAUAGGCGUUGGUGAUGUAUGCUAGCAUAGAGUAUGCUCUACGCCAUUCCGCCUCACCAACAAGGGCGUCGGUACUAAUAAUGGGAAGCUUGGCGACUCUUUCUCGGAUGCUGCCAUUAUCAAUGAGUGACGGCAGAUCUUUGGCAAUGUCCUCCCAUGGCUGAUAUGAAGGGUGCUCCAACUUUGUAGCUGGGCUAUCCUCGGGAAGAAAAGCGUUCCUUGUGACACCGAAUUUGGCGCGAUCUAUGCUUAGCGUCGAUUCAUCAGCGAUGGCGUGUGGUGACAUUGUGUGAAGGCUGAAGCUGCUAGCCUACAAACUUGGGUAUAUAUAGGCUAGGGUGUUGGAGUGGAGGAUUGAAGAAAGCUGGAUGAUGGAGAAGGGAAAAAGCUGGGAGGGGAGAGGUGAAGAGAUGAUGAAAAGCAUAAACUGGCUUCGGAAGACUGCGCAAAUUUACACCGCAAUGUACGGGACUUUAAGAAACGCAAAGAAGUGGAAGCGAAUGACAUUAUCACCCGUUCCGAACUUUACAAAAAACAUGCGAAACUUGGCGUCACAUCUUCCUCCGUCGGGGAGG